GGGGGAUUUUGAAUUUUCAGCAGCAUCACUAUUGUCUUUCGGAGCGAAGUGGCAAAAGUACCGCUUUUGGGAUAUGCUGGUUGAGGCUUGACAUAGCUAGCUACAGAUAUUGAAGCAGGAUGAGCUGGGCAGUGGAGGAGUGGAAGGAUGGUCUUUCAGGCAAAGCCCUGCAGAAGAUACAAGAGAUUGAGGGACAGCUGGACAAGCUGAAGAAGGAGAGGACUCAGAAACAGUUCCAGCUCGACGCACUGGAGGCUGCUCUACAAAAACAGAAACAAAAGGUUGACAGUGAGAAGACCGAGGCGUCGGCUAUUAAGAGGGAGAACCAGGCCUUAGUAGAGUCAUGUGACGCCCUGGAGAAGGCCCGUCAGAAGGCGACCCAUGACCUGGGGGUCAAAGUGCAACAGGUCAGCAACCUGGAGGGUCAGCUCGGCACCAGCAAGAAGACCAUAGAACGACUGGAGCAGGAACUCAAGAAAUAUAAGAAUGAAAAGGACCGUUCUCAGCCCUCCCACUCCUCUGAUGUACAGUCCUACAGCACUCCUCAGAAGACCUUGGCCACUCCUGCUGCUACCCCCAGCUUCAGACAGCAUGACUCCAGGCUGGAGGACCUUCAGGAGAGACACAACCAGGAGGUGGAAGAGAGGAAGAGACUGGAAGCCGAACUCAAAAUCACACAGGUCAAACUGUUGAACCAGUUGUCCGUCAGUCAUAAGGACAUUGCCGCCCGGCAACAAGCAGGCUCCUCCAUAUUCCCAUGGCAACAGCAGGACAAGGGCCGCCAGUCCCAGGACACCAUUGAAACGCCCCUGACGAGACGAGCAGUGGGCGGGACAUCCACUGGCGGCUUCCUGUGGAACACAGAGGAUACACCAAUCAAACCCAUCCAGCGAAUCAGCACAUCUGUAUCCCAGUUUGACUCUGAUGGCUCCUCCUCCCAGCAGAUGGAACAGCUGAGGACACUGAAUCAAGAGCUGAAGAGUAAAGUGUCUGAGCUGGAGCAGCGUCUGCAGUCACAGGAGAAGGACACGAGGCUGCAGAGCGGCAGGCUCCAAGAGCUACAAGGCCAGCUGGACCAGGCUAGGAGAGACCUGACAGACAGAGACAAGACCCUGGGCAAGAGCAGGGAUGAACUUAGCAAGGCUACCACUCAGCACGAACAAGCUGUCGCCAAGUGUGUGUCAGUGGAGCAGAAAUUGAAGCAGGUCUCUGAGGAGAUGUCCUGCCAGAGGCACAAUGCUGAGAGCUGCAGACGAGCUCUGGAACAGAAGGUCAAGGACCAGGAGAAGGAGAGCCAGAAGGAGCUGGCCCACCUCCAGAACAGCCACCACGCCCUAGAGCAGCAGUUUAACCAGACCAAGACCAAGCUGAACCAGGAGAUACAGCAAGCCAAGAAAGACCACAACAUCCUGCAGGCUGAGAUGGACAAGGUGUCAUGCCAGAGGAGCCAGCUGGAGAGAGACCAGGAGGAGCAGAAACAGAAGCUGCUGAGGUCGGAACAGAGCCUACAGGCCAGCCAAAACAAGGAGCAGGACCUCAGGAAGAAAUUUGAGGAGAUGCAGAGAGAGAAGAACGUUGUGAGCGCCCAGCUGGACCAGGGCAGCAAGAGGCUGUCUCAGCUGGAGGAGGAGAGGAAGACCUCUGAGCAGAACCUCAAACGCACCCAGAGCAUGCUGGAUGACUUCAGAGGCAAAAAUGAAGCCCAGUGCGACGAGCUGAAAGGACUUGUUACUAAACUGGAAAGCCAGACCAGGUCGUCAGCCCAAGAUCUAGAGAACCUAAAGAAAACGCUCGCCGACGCAGAGACCAAGAAUGACAAGACUCAGAGUGAACUGAAGACACAAAAACAGGAAGUGGAACAGAUCACAAACAAACACAACGCUCUGGAGAAGGAGAUCCAGGAGCUGAAGACAACCCUGACCACCACACAGAGUGAGUGUGUGCAGCUGAAGAAGGAGUGCGAGACACUUCAGGGAUGGAAAACAGAGAAGGAGACACUCGUUAAUGAGACUGAGGCUGUGCAGCAAGGCUUUGCUGACAAAAUCACUGAGCUGGAGAAGAGUCUGGGCUCGUUGAACGACGAUAACAGUGGUCUAAUGGAGCAGCUGAAGACUCUGGAUGCUGAGAAGGCUUGUCUAUCGGGGCAGAUCGACUCCCUGAAGGGAGAACUCCUCAUCAAGUGCACCGACCUGGAGGAGAAGGGCCACAUGUACGAAGAGCUCCAGAAACAGCUGGAGGAGUCUGACCAGAAACACUCCAAAGACCUGGAAAACGUUGGGUUACAGGUGACCCAGCUGGAGGGACAGGUGAAGGACCUGGAGUCCAGGCUGCAGGUGGAGACUGGCAGGGCGGAGCGGGCCGAAAGGUCUCACACUGUGCUCCAGGAGCAGUACCAGGCGGCCUGCGACCUGGCCCGGUCUAAAGAUGCUCUUGUGGAGUUGGGCCAGAGCGAAGUAGCCCAGCUCCGGGAGAGCCUGGCUCAGAUCACGGCCCUGCAGGAGGAACAGCUGGCCAGGUUUACCCAGGAGAAGAGCACCCUCCUGAAGGAGUGUGAGGAAAGCGUAGCGGCAAAGGCAGACGAGGCUGAGCAGGCCAAGCUGAGCCUGGUUAAGAUUCAGCAGGAGCUGCCAUUCCUCCAGGACCAGGUGGCUUCGCUGGAGUCCAACCUGAAGAUCCAGAAAAGUUUGGGUGUUGCGCUACAGGCCAAGUAUGACAACCUUGUCAAUACUAAAGAGGAUCUUGUGGAGAAGCUUUCCGAGGCAGAAAAGCGAGGGGAAAGUCUUCAGGGUGAAGUCAAUAGCCUCUCAGAGCAGGCGAAGACUGUCGGCUCUCUACAGGAGCGCUGUGAUAAUCUGACAGCUGCGGCACAGGAGACCAUAAGCGCUCUGCAGAACAUGACCGAGACCCUGACCCAGACUGAGACAGAGCUGCAGACACUGAGAGACAUGGUUGAGAAACUGGAAGCUCAGCUGAGCGAAGCUGAGAAAAAGGCCUCAAAUCUUGAGAGGGACAAGGCAGAGAUGGUAGAGAAGAUCCAAAGGGAAGCUGAAGAGGUUUCUGUGAAGUAUCAAAGCCUUCAGGACUCCCAGGAAGAGGAGAGGAAUGGUUUGCUGAAGAAGAUCUCUACAUUGAAGCACAGACUCGCUGAGAAUGACGCUGCUUCCACCCAGCUGUCUUCUGAUCUGAAGAACUCCCUAGAAGCGCUGCAGAAGACCCACUCUGCUGCCGUGGAGCUCAACUCCAACUUGGAGAGCAGCCUGGUGGAGAAAACAAACCUAAUCUCCUCUCAGGAGAAGGAAGUCAAAGAGCUCUCAGAGAGACUCCGUAAGGAAACCGAGAGCCAUGUUACAGAGAUGGAGACUUACCUCCAGAAACAGAGAGGCCUGAAGGAGCAGCUUGAUAUUGUAAAGAGCCAGCUGGAGAGUAAAAGCCAGGAGGCAGCCGAGGCUAAGGAGAAGUGGGAGAGGGCCUCACUAGAACUGUCUAAGCUGAGAGAAGAUUUGUCUUCUGCCAGAAACAGUGUCGAUGAGAAAGGCCGUAAGAUCAAGAGUCUGAAAGAGAGGUUGAACCAGGCUGAGUCUGAACAAGACAAAGCUACCGAGGCCCUGAAAGAGAAGGUCAUCAGCAUGAACAAGAUCAAGGUCCAGCUGGAGAUGCUUCAGAUGGACCUGGAGGACAAUGAGGCCUGCAUGAACUCCUUUGACACCCAGAUAGAGGAGCUCAAAGGAACCGUGGAGGAACUCCGAGGAACCGUGGCCUCUCUGGACGGGAGACUGGAGGAGAGCGCGACGCAGAGGUCCACCUUGGAGACCGAGCUGGGCUCUGUCAAAGAGCAGCUGUCAGAGAAGAGCUGUGAAGUCACCCAGCUGACAGCAAGUCUCGAAGACGCUCGCCAGCAGGCAGGUUUAGUGGAAUCACUCCAGGCCACUGUCGAUGGGCUGAUGGAGACUCUGGAGGAGGUGGUUAGAAAACACAGCCAUCUGGAGAUGGACAUCAUUCAGCUCACUGAGGAGAAGGAGCAGUUGACUGUGGAGAAGGAGUAUAUGACUGUGGAGAAGGAGCAGUUGACUGUGGAGAAGGAGUAUAUGACUGUGGAGAAGGAGCAGUUGACUGUGGAGAAGGAGAAUUUGACUGUGGAGAAGGAGCAGUUGACUGUGGAGAAGGUGCAGUUGACUGUGGAGAAGGAGCAGUUGACUGUGGAGAAGGAGCAGUUGACUGUGGAGAAGGAGCAGUUGACUGUGGAGAAGGAGCAGUUGACUGUAGAGAAGGAGCAGUUGACUGUGGAGAAGGUGCAGUUGACUGUGGAGAAGGAGCAGUUGACUGUGGAGAAGGAGCAGUUGACUGUGGAGAAGGAGUAUAUGACUGUGGAGAAGGAGCAGUUGACUGUGGAGAAGGAGCAGUUGACUGUGGAGAAGGAGCAGUUGACUGUGGAGAAGGAGCAGUUGACUGUGGAGAAGGAGCAGUUGACUGUGGAGAAGGAGCAGUUGACUGUGGAGAAGGAGCAGUUGACUGUGGAGAAGGAGAAGUUGACUGUGGAGAAGGAGUAUAUGACUGUGGAGAAGGAGCAGUUGACUGUGGAGAAGGAGCAGUUGACUGUGGAGAAGGUGCAGUUGACUGUGGAGAAAGAGCAGUUGACUGUGGAGAAGGAGCAGUUGACAGUGGAGAAGGAGAAGUUGACUGUGGAGAAGGAGCAGUUGACUGUGGAGAAGGAGCAGUUGACUGUGGAGAAGGAGCAGUUGACUGUGGAGAAUGAGCAGUUGACUGUGGAGAAGGUGCAGUUGACUGUGGAGAAGGAGCAGUUGACUGUGGAGAAGGAGCAGUUGACUGUGGAGAAGGAGCAGUUGACUGUGGAGAAGGAGAAGUUGACUGUGGUGAAGGAGCAGUUGACUGUGGUGAAGGAGCAGUUGACUGUGGAGAAGAGGCAACUCGAGGCUGACUUGCAGAGGCACGGUCUGAAUGCUGGAGACGAGAGGGACGCGGUCAAACAGGAGAACGAGUGUCUCCAGCGUACGCUACAGAGCCUGACGGAGAACUACGAGGCUGUUCAGGCUGCGUUUGAGAGAGCGACCCGGCAGAGCGAGGACCAGGCCAGAGAGAGGCUUGGAAAGUUUGAGAGGGAACAAACAGAGCUCCACCAGAGACUGAGCGGACUGCAGGGUGAACUGGCCCUGUUCAAGGAGCAGUAUGACAGCCUGAUGACACAGGCAAGUCAGCAGCAGUCCCUCAUAGAGCAGCUUCAGACCAAGAGAGACCAGAAGGUCUGUACAGGAGCGGUGGACGGACCGACUUCCAGACAGACGUCAGGCUCCUUCGUCAACGUCAGCUUACCCCUAAAAGACGAUACUGAGGAGAUGAAACCCACAGCGGCUGAGCAAUCAGAUGACCUCCACAACUCUGAGGUACCUCUACAGCCAGGGAGGGACCUCAACGAUGAGCCAGCUGAGGAGUCCAGUGACUGCAUGGAUGAAGUCCCUGUAGAGCAGCAGAAAGCACUCCGUGAAAGCCUAGAUAAUGAUGAUAUGACCGUCAGGGGUGAACAUCCAGCAGUCUCCAGAACUCCCCCUGACCAGGACCAGCUGGACCAGAGCAGGGAGGCGGUCAGAAAGCUAGAGGAGGAGCUACAGACUCUCCACUCCCAGCUUGACCUCGCUACCUCUGAGAUGACCCUCAGGAAGGAGCUGUGCUCCGAGCUGGAGGUCAAAGUUGAAGGGUUAGAGGUGAAGGUCCAACAGAUGGAGGAGGAGAGGUGUGGUGCCGCGGAGAAGAUUAGCGCUGCCCUAGUGGAGAGACGGACGCUAGGUGACCAGAUCUCAGAGCUGACAGAGGAGGCAGAGUCCCUGAGACUGGAGCUGCAGACCUCCAAAUGUCAGCUCUCUGAUGUCAUGGAGAUGCUGGAGACACUGGAGAUGGCCAAAGGUGGUUGGGGCGAGAGGUUCUUCCAGGUAGAGAGCGAGCUGAAGAGGGUUUGUUCUGAGAAGGCCAAUCUGGAGAAACACAUCCUCUCAAUGGAGUCUGAUCUGGAGUGCCUGACAGAGCAGAAAGUCAAGCUGGAGGGAGAGAGAGAGGCUAGCCGCAGGGCUAAAGCAAACCUGGAACAGCAGCUGGCCACCCUCACCUCAGAGAGCGGACAACUCAGACAGGAGCUAGUGUCCUGCGCUGAGGAUAGAGACGAGCUGGAACAGUCAGUGUCACAGUGGAGGGAUAAGGCAGAGAGUCUGGAGAAGACAAACGUGGAUACUAGAGAGGUUAUUAAGAUCUUAGAGGAAGAUAUCAGAAACGGGAAGAGAGAAUCUAAUGUGGCGUCUGCUAACCUGGAGAGUCUGCAGAAGGAGAGAGGUCAGCUGGUGCUGCAGUGUCAGACACUAGAGAAGACCAUCACUCUGCAGAGCGGGGAGAAGGAAGACCUGAUUAACCAACUGAACAGCUUUAAAGAUAACCAGAGCUCUGCGAGCAGAGACACUGAGUCCAUGGCCUCUAAGAUCCAGUCUCUGGAAGGGGAGAUCUCUAGACUAGUCCAGUCUCUGGAGUCUUCUCUGCUAGAGAAAGGAGAGAUAGCCUCACGCCUCAACUCUACCCAGGAGGAGGUGGCCCAGAUGAGGUCGGGCAUCGAGAGGCUCCAGGUCCGCAUAGAGUCAGACGAGAGGAAGAAGAAACACAUAAGUGAACUGCUGAAGGCUGCCCAGAGGAAAGCUGAUGCUCUUCAGGACCAGAUAGACAAACAUGAGAGAGAGAGGGAAGAGGCUGACCAAAACCUAGAGGAGGCUGUGCUUCAGGCUGAGACGGCCAUGGCCCAACUAGAAGAGUUUGAGGAAGAGAAGAAGGAACUGGCCAAGAAGAUUGAGGAGAUGACCGCCGAACUGGACAGCCUGAGAAAUGAGAAGGAGAGGCUUGAGGGAGCGCUCUCCCUGAAGAACGCAGAGAUUGAGGAGAUGACCACCGAACUGGACAGCCUGAGAAAUGAGAAGGAGAGGCUUGAGGGAGCGCUCUCCCUGAAGAACGCAGAGAUUGAGGAGAUGAAGGCAGCAAACCGAGCUGCCACUGAGGAGCUGGAGAUUGGGAUGAGAGAGGCUGAGGAGAAACAGAGGGCAGUGGUGGAGGGGUUACAGGCCCAGCUUGGCUCUGUGAGCUCUGAGCUGCAGACACGCAGAGAAGACCUGGAGGGGGAGAAGGAGAGAAUGGUGUCUCUAGCGGCGGAGUGGGAGAAGGAGCGGGAGAGGCUGCAGCACUUAGUAGGGGAAUGGAAGACUGAGGGGGAGAGGCUGAAGAAAGAGGUGGAGCGACUGCAGGCUUUGGAGGUCGAGUGGGAGAAGGAGAGAGAGAUGCUGACUCUGAGAAUGCAGGAGGAUGUGGAGGCACAGCAGAGAGAGAUGGAGGACUUCAGAGAGAACCACAACACCCUGCAGCAAGAGAUCGAGAAGCUGCAGGCGCUACUGUCUGAGUGUGAGCAGAAAGAACAGGCUCAGUCUGCAGAGAGACUAGAACUACAGCAGCAGGCAGAAAGCUACAAGUUAUCCCUGGAGGAGGUUACCUCCGAGAAGGAGGUGCUGAAGGCACAGCAGGAGGAGGAGGUGGCAGCCCUUAGGGGUGAGCUGACCUCGGAGAAGGAGGUGCUGAGGGGACAGUUGGCUGCAGCGGAGGAGAAGAUCAGAGGUCAGCUGUCAGAGCUGAGCAGCCUGAGAACCAGAAUGGAGGAGCUCAGAACUUCCAUCACGGAGCAGGACAGCAGCAAACAGGUAUCUGAGUUGAGCUCCAGAGUGGUCCAUCUGUCUAAGCAGAGGGACUCAGCCCUCAGUAAGAUGAGCCUGUGGAUGAACUCCUGUAAACAGCUGGAGAAGGAGAGGGAGGCUCUUGUACUGGAGACCCAGCAACUACAGGCCAGCCAGACACCAGUUCCAGCUGGUGAAGGGAGCAGUGAGGAGGUGCAGACUGAACUCAAAGAGUUGAAGAAAGCUCUAGAGGAGAGGAGUGAGGAGGUGCAGGAGCUCAGCAAGACUCUAGAAGAGAAGAGCAGGGAGUUGGAGGUUCAGAAGAGGAGCAGUGAGGCUGAAUUGGAGGAGCUCACUGAAUCGUUGGAGGAGAGGAGCAGGGAGGCGGACGAGAGCAUGGAUAAAUACUGCAGCCUGAUGGUCCGUGUCCACAAGCUGGAGGAGACCAACGACAUGCUCAAAACACGCCUGGAGCGCCUUGUCACGCAGACCGCUAACAACACGGCUAGCAACACAGCUAACAACGCUAGCAACACGGCUAACAACGCUAGCAACACGGCUAACAACGCUAGCAACACGGCUAACAACGCUAGCAACAAAACACCCAGGAGAAAGUCAGGCAGGAGGUCAGCCGCCAGGGCACAGGAAGCACUCAUCCCGUCGGCUCUCGUGGAGGCAGACUCUGAGAACACGGUGCCUGCUGGUCAGGGGUCUUUGGGGAAGAGGGGUUGUGGUGCGCUAGCAGCUAGCGACAACAGCAACACUCCAUUUAAAGCCCAAGAGGCCCUGCUGAACACUGCCAAGAGGGUCAAAGCAACGGCAACCACGUCCAAACCAGGAAGUAGACAGGAAGAGGAGGAGUUUAGGCCAGAGGGACUUCCUGAGCUGGUGCAGAGAGGGUUUGCUGAUAUCCCUCUAGGAGAGGCCAGUCCCUAUAUCAUAAGGAGAACCGCAGUGCAGCGCUGUAGCCCUCGUCUGGCCGCCGCACGGCACACUGCCACCACCCCCUCUGCAGCCCCCCAACACAAGGUGCUGGAGCCCAUGGCCCUCCAGAGCCCUGCUGGCAUGGCAACUCUGUCUGACAGCCCUGUUGGGAAAGGCCUGUGUGUUAGUCCCGCCUCCAGCGGCGAGGAGAGGCGUGGCCGUCGGUCCCUGAGCACACGGAAGACUCCGGAACAGAGGGAGAAACGCAAAGAGGCCAUGAUGACAUCCUCACGCCAAGAGGAGAACUGCCAAGUGCAGUAACAUAGAAACUAACUAACCUGUACAAUACCUACCAGCAGUAGGUGCCAGUAACACCCCAGCCCAAACCAAUGCGAUGACAGAAUACUGGUACAUGCCGGUGUCAGAAUGUCCAUUGUAUGUCUAAAAUGGCAGACCUGUAAAUAGCAUUACUAAUGUCUAUUAUCUGCCUGCUUUCUGUGGUACAGGUGGAACCUGAUUCUCUAAUGGCAGCUGUAGAUGUUAAAUGUCUCUGUUCGUUUUGUUUUAUAUUUUCUAUACCUCCUGAUUUACUACUACCCAUUAAUAGCACAAUAAGAGACUUUAAUUUGAAUGCGUUGUAAUCUUUUAUAUGGCUGGUUUUCCAGACCCAAAUUAACCCUAUUGGACUGGAAAGCAUGCCCGAUGGAGGAUCUCCAUACCAUUGAAAUUACUUUUAAAUGCAGGAAUAAGGUUAAUGUGUGUCUGGGGAAACCAGCCCAUAAAGUCGUAUAAGAUUCACUCCAAUACCUAGUUCUGUAGUGUUACUGGUGUUUUCUGUGUCAAUAACUAACUAAUAAUUCCACUUCCCUCCAGCUCAUUGGUUGUACAUAUUGAUGUAACUGCAGUUUUACAAUACAUUGAUCACAUUUGCUUGA
Messenger RNA from Coregonus clupeaformis (lake whitefish), 9565 nucleotides. Its product is annotated as centromere protein F. Gene Ontology annotation, biological process: mitotic cell cycle; metaphase chromosome alignment; regulation of G2/M transition of mitotic cell cycle. Gene Ontology annotation, molecular function: microtubule binding; dynein complex binding; protein homodimerization activity. The record is from RefSeq and is a predicted model, not a curated record. NCBI's taxonomy places the organism in Eukaryota, Metazoa, Chordata, Actinopteri, Salmoniformes, Salmonidae. Gene Ontology annotation, cellular component: spindle pole; chromosome, centromeric region; nucleus.